Messenger RNA from Austrofundulus limnaeus, 2704 nucleotides. It is a transcript of the gene cd226, whose product is annotated as CD226 molecule. Gene Ontology annotation, biological process: positive regulation of natural killer cell cytokine production; cytokine production; positive regulation of immunoglobulin mediated immune response. Gene Ontology annotation, cellular component: external side of plasma membrane. The transcript has 6 exons. The coding region runs from base 475 to 1548 and encodes 357 amino acids. Lineage: Eukaryota; Metazoa; Chordata; Actinopteri; Cyprinodontiformes; Rivulidae. Gene Ontology annotation, molecular function: cell adhesion molecule binding. The record is from RefSeq and is a predicted model, not a curated record.
CCUUUUCUUCAACCUGUGGAAGAUUUGUGAAACUCACACCGAUAUUUUCAGAUGGGUUCACACUCACACCUCUAAAGUUGAGUUCACUACAAAUGGUUUUCCUUUGUCUGCUACCUAUCUUAAGUGUGACCACAGCGAGCCAACUCUUGCAGUAGAUUUCACAAUGGUUUUACAUCUGACGUCCUUCCUGAYGCCACCUGGGCUCAAACCCACAGCCCCACAUCUGUAAUUGGAAAAAAAACGGUGGUUUAAAAUGUUAACCAUGACAUUAUUAAAUCCAGUAUGCAGUAUUUUKUCACGGGUUUCUGUAAUCUCAGAGACAAAGCACAGCCUCUGUGUGGAGUGGGCUMUCAUGUAGUGCGCCCCAGAAGCUUAAGAGUUUCUCUGUAGCCAGAGAGCUAACAGGAAGUGCAGCUCGGGCAAUUCACCACUCGUCUCAUCAAUGCAGCUUUCAUUCUCCCUCUGUGAGGCAAAAUGGAAGCUGUACAAAAGGACUCCUGGUACUUCGUGGUACUCGUCUUUCUGCAUUUUCUUAAAGUUGCUGUCCAGCAGAAAGAAGUCGAUGUGGUUCGGUUGGAGGAGGGGAUGGUCCUCAGCUGCUUGUGUCCCUGGGACGGUAAACUGACCAUGGUGUCCUGGACCAAAGUGCCGGACUCUACCCCUGUGGCUGUUUUCCAUCCAGACCUUGGAGAGUCUUUCUCUCACCACUACAGAGACAGACUGGAGUUCCUGAGGCAGUCGUCAAUGGAUGGAAGCAUCUCCAUGAAGAACGUGACUCAUCAGGAUAUUGGGGAGUACCACUGCUCCAUCCAGACCUUCCCUCGUGGACCCUGGACCAGAAACAUUCAGGUGGAGGAUUUAGACGAGCCACCAGAGGAYGAGAACAUCACCGAGUCUGCUCCCACAGAGGUGACUGUAGCAGACACAGAGCUGGUAGCAGAGCGGAGCAACAACAUGACCAUCAGAUGUAACCAUCGGCACAACGGCACGGUCUACCAGGUCAUAUUUGAGAAGAUGCUGCUCGGCCAUCYCUGGACCAUUAUUGGAGUGUGCAAGACGGUGGAGGGGGGCCUGGUGGGCGAGGACUACAGCGACAGAGGCAGAGUCGACUGCGCRGACAGCCUGGAUGUCAGUUUGCACCUGACCGAUGUCGCGUCAGAAGACAGCGGCUUUUACCGUUGCACGUUUAAUACGGACGUGGGUGUGCAGACCACCACCGUCCAGCUCACAGUUUCUGCUUCAGCAGGUGGAUUCAGCCUGUCGUUAUACAUGAUGUACAUUUACAUCGGGGCUGGAGCUGCUGGACUUGUUCUGCUCACUGCCAUCCUCAUCCUCGCCAUGAGGCACAGAAAGAAAAUCAAGAGAAAGGAGUAUCGAGUCAAGCUGCACCCGUCUCAGAGACAGCCCAACCUGUAUGAGAACGUCCCCGUGUACCCCCAGAUUGCCAAGAACUGCAGGCAGUCCAAAUCCUGCCCGAUCUAUGCCAACCUGCAGGCUGGACGUGCCCUCCAAACCGCACGCUGCGAUAAAAGAACGUGCGUGCUGUGAGCCGUGUGUGUCUGCGCCCCCGCUCGUUCGUCAGCGUCCUACAUCCGAGCAAGGGAUAAACAAAUAUUGGCAGAAUAUAAUUAUCCRUUUCAGAUUUUAUUUUAUUUUAUUUAUUUUUUGAAUCGGAUGCAGGGAUGGCGCCGACGCUGUUUAAACAUCCCCACGUUGGGUUUGAAAUGAGUUCACAAGCUGGCGCUCAUCGCGGAGUCAAAAAGCUGACAGGCUUGUUUGAGAGCGGCCUUCCCCCUCUAAUGAAAUGUAGCGUGUAAUUAUUUUGGAGGGGAUGUUUGUGUUUGUCAAAACAAUAUUUGACAGUAACUAUCACACAGAAGAGAAAAAGACAAAAAGCCCGUAUAAUCAUUCUUUUCACUCCUCUAACCCUCCGAGUAAAACGAUUGACAAAAGCCUGCGUAAUUGCCCUCUUUUCACUUUCAUCCCUCCUGGUUUCUAUUCAAAGCAUGACAAUAGUGUCUAAUCAUCUAACGGAAAAGAAAAGCAGUCACUUAGCGAUGUACCAUCACUUGAGACGGCUGUUUUUUUUUUCUUCCCCCAGCAGGCUUUUCGACUAGCAGAGCUGCUUUCUAGUUACGGCACGCUCUUCGUAUGAAAGCUAAACUCUAAUUAGCAGAUCCCGAGCUGAAGUUUUACGGCUCCUUUUACUCGUCUUUGUCAGUUUUUUUUUUUUUGACAAAUGUUUUUUUUUCCCCCUCUGUCUUGAAAAUAUGUAAAAGAAAGUCAUUUCCUAGAUGAACUGUCAAGCGUUUUCUCGUUUUGUAUUUAUUGUUUUUGCUUGCUUUUUGUAAAUCAAUAUUUAAGCUUUAUGGCACUGUUGUGUAAAUAAACUGUGUGCUGUUUGUGAAAUUUCAUUCAUUUGUCUCCGUAGAAAUGGAGGCAGUGGCUGAGGCAGUUAUGGAUAAGCGGACUAUUCCGCUAGGAAACGGGACAAAUGUGGACGAGGUAGAAAUGUGGAACAUAAAAGGGACUUUAAAGUUUGGAAUGGAAGUUGUCGCCUUAAUUCCCUCCUUAUUUUUUUGAAACCGUAGAAACCGUAUGUUUGUGAUGCCUGGGAUUGUUUGUGUGCACUGAAACAGAUAUUUGUGACUGAGGAAUAAAAAAAAAGGUUGUAAAAAUAAAACUGUUGUGGCCUAAAGAUCAA